Messenger RNA from Saccostrea cuccullata (small rock oyster), 2557 nucleotides. RefSeq lists its product as uncharacterized. NCBI's taxonomy places the organism in Eukaryota, Metazoa, Mollusca, Bivalvia, Ostreida, Ostreidae. The transcript is spliced from 5 exons. The record is from RefSeq and is a predicted model, not a curated record. Bases 57 to 725 code for a protein of 222 amino acids.
GAUCUCCAAACGAAUGACUUUACGAACGAGUUGACCAUAGCAAACAGAAAUUCAAAAUGGCGGUGGCAGACGUUCAGCUUGUUGUCAACACAGUGUUUUACAUCGCUGUGUUUGUUGGUGGCUUUGCAGUGUCAAUACCAAUCGGUGUUGUUAAUAUGAACAAUGGUGGAUACUGUUUUCUGUAUGCCUCAUAUGAUAAAGAGGAAUGUGUGAAGUACGGUGACUCGGGAAACUGUAACUUCCCUAUCUACUUUGCUGUGUUCGCGUGCAUAUUUUACGGCUUAGCACAGACAUGUUAUAAUGUGUAUGCUGUUUACAAGUCAACUCAGGACCCCACUGUUGGGUCGCAGAUGUGGGUGAUGCCGUUUAUUCUGCUGAACUCCCUUGUUGCAGGAGUGAUGAUGGUGGUGGCCUGUAUGAUAAGUGUCGGCUUCGACAACACAUGUCAGUCGUACCGAGAAAUCUCUAAACAAGACAGUUGUGCCACAGCAGAAAACAAGCAUGUGAGAUCAGCAUGCAGUGGACCAGAAGAUGAAAAAGAAUAUGAUUCGGGGAGUUUUUUUAAACUCUUCCACGUUGCAGAGGUGGCUGCCUGGUUGUGCUGGCUGGUCUGGGUUGCUCUGGUUGUGUCUGGUAUCGUCCGAGCCAUUCGUAACCGACGACAGCGAACCAAAGGAAAAUCAGAGGACAAGGAAAACUUCGCUGGAAAGAAUCCCACUGCUUGAUGAUUCAGAGUAAAUCAUUGUAAUAGUAAACUGGCAAAGAAUUCUUUUAGUGACACAGAUUUAUUAUUACGUUUUUCGUAUAUCUUUCUUUGUUAUUAACUUUUGAAAAAAAAAUGUCUGCCAUAAGGUCCAAGAAUUGAAGUAUUUUUUCACUGCAAUGAUAUUUUGUGUGCGACAUUUUUUGGUUUUGUUUUUAUUCAUUUGUUUCAACAACAGUACUUUUCUAAUGCUGACCAUUUGAUAAUCUGAUCAUAAACAUGACAAUGGUAGCUAUAGAAAAAAAAUUUGUGACCGUGUUGCUUAUUAUUUUGUAUCGAAUUGUAAUCUGCAUUGAAUAUAUUAGUUUGACAGAUCUGAUUGUAUUUGCCUACCAAGAUCUGAAUUUUUAUUCCAUCCUGUGUUGUUUAGUGUGUUACCUUUAUUUGACCACCAAAUCUAUAUGAAUAAGCUUUACAUACAUCAUACAUGUAAUCAUGAAAAGAAUCUCUCAGUUUCAAUUUUGCAAUAUUUUUUUGCAGUUGUUAACACAUUUUUACCCAACUGUGUAAAAUAAAACUGACAACGAAAAAUUGAUUUUUAGAGUACAAAUACCAGUUUUUUUUUUAGACCUAGCGUGUUUGUAAAUAUAUUUUUUUUUACUUUUGUAAAGAAGUCAUAUUGUGUAGUUGUUAAAAUCAGGCAUGUACAGUCAAACCUUUAUAUAUAAGAGAUCAAUGAAGAAGUUGAUAAAAACAAUGGACCAGUAAGACAGAUUUGAAUGUAUCUAAUUCAGUUGUUUUGUAGUUUUGGUGAAUUUAGCCCCCAAAAUUGUGUAUCGUACUAAUUUUAUGUUUAUUUAAUUAAGGGCAAGGUCUAGGGUCACCAAAUUAUAUAUACAUGUGAAUGGGAUAUUCCCACCUCACAAGUCAAAAAUAUCUGUAACUAAUUCAUGUGCAUUUUAAUAUUAAAAAAAAAAAAUAGUACAAGUUUACAAUAAUUUAAUCCUCAUCUAUAUUUUCUUAACAAUUUAUUUUUAUAAUGUAGGUGUUUUCAUUCAUGUAAAAGAAUUCAUUAUACAGUAUUUUCAUUAUUUGUUGUCUUAAAUACAAUGUUUGUAAAUUUAUAUUCUGUCAGCUAGGAGAUCAGAAUAUGUGUUGUGAGACUUUGUGAUAAUUUAUGCAAUAUAAACUACUAAAUACAUUUUGUGCAAUGUUAUAAGUAUUACACUUCUGUUCAAAUGGUAAUUAUUUUUCUAAGGUUUUAUUUUUUGCUCUUUUAAAAUUUAAGUCUUAAUUUGAGCACAUUUAGUCAAAUUUCGAAUUAUAGAUGAAGAUGAAUUUCUAACUAACACUGUCAUUUUCGAUUUUAUGGAUUUUGCCAAAGAGGAUGUAAUUAUAAUAUUCUUGUAAAUUAAGUUUAUUUACAGUACAGUGAUAAGUAGUUUGUUUAUGUAAUAGAAUUUUGUUGAUUUUGCUAUUUUUAUAGCUGCUGUUCAUAUAUACCAAAGCUGAUCAAAUGUAUAUGGUAUAAACAGAAAGUACUUAUUAACUUAUAUUUUUUUUCUUUUGAGAAAAAGUAUGAGAAUUUCUGAUAGUAUAUAUAUGGAAGAAACACUUUGUUUUGAUGAUUUAACCUUUUUAAUGAAAAAAAGAAAAUUACUACUACUCUUUGUACAGAAAUUGAUAGCCUCAUAUGUUUUCCUUAUGGAAAAUCACUAAUUUAUUGGUGAAUGCCUGACUUCGAUCACUCCUUUUUUUCAUAAAAUGUUUCAUGGUAUAUAUUUUUUUUAUAUUCAAAGCUUGGAAACUCUGUAUAUAACACAAAAUAUAUAAACUGUUUUUGUUUGCAAACUU